AUGCCAAAAAUUAAAAUGACACUUAGUUUACAAGAAUUACGUGAACGACAAAAAGUUUUGUAUCAAGCAGCGGCAGCAGUAUCAUAUUAUAUGACUGAUUCAUCAGUUGAUUUUGAUGGAAUACAAUAUGAACUUGAUAUGCCAGAUGUUUUUGCAUCAUUUAGAGGAAUUAUCUUUCUACAUGUUUGGUUUCUUUACUUGUUCGUUAUAUUCAAUGAGAUUGUUAUGGAAUAUUGUGGAGCUGGUUCAAUGUCCGAUAUAAUGAAACUUUCAGGAAGAACAUUAAAUUAUCACGAAGCAGCUAUUAUAUUAAAAUAUAUACUUAAACGAUUGGAAUAUUUACAUUUAUGUAGUAAAAUUCAUCGAGAUAUUAAAGCAGGAAAUAUUCUUUUAACAAAUGAUGAUCAUACUAAAUUAGCUGAUUUUGAAUACAAUGGCCAAACGAAACAUAAUGAACGGAAUAUAAUUUUGGUAAGAAUUGGAAAUUUUUAUAAGAAAAAUAUGAGAAGAAAGACACUUGAUUAGGAUGGCAUCAGAAGUGAUUCAAGAAAUCGGACAUAGU
Messenger RNA from Rotaria sordida, 562 nucleotides. NCBI's taxonomy places the organism in Eukaryota, Metazoa, Rotifera, Eurotatoria, Philodinida, Philodinidae. The record is from the annotation of a GenBank genome assembly.